Molecule: messenger RNA, 792 nt
Organism: Megalops cyprinoides (Indo-Pacific tarpon)
Lineage: Eukaryota; Metazoa; Chordata; Actinopteri; Elopiformes; Megalopidae
Product: protein shisa-1-like
Exons: 3
Coding region: 1-792 (263 amino acids)
Source: RefSeq, a predicted model, not a curated record
AUGGCUGCUCUUAUGUUAAUUGGAGUAGCAAGUACGGGAGAGUAUUGCCAUGGUUGGGCUGAUGCUUACAACAUCUGGCACAACGGUUUCCAGUGUCCGGAACGUUACGAUGGCCAGGACGCAAAAUAUUGCUGUGGGACUUGCACGCUGCGGUACUGCUGCACCGCCGUCGAAGCAAGGCUGGAUCAGACGACUUGUGACAACGACAACUUUUUCGAGUUCGAAAAUGAUAUGCAUGCUGUCAUGUUUUUCUCCUCAGUGCCCACAUACAUGCCUUUCUUGAUUGUGGCAAGUGUGUUUUUGUCCUUCGUGCUUGUUGGCUCCAUCGUGGCUAUCUGUUGCUGUCAGUGCCUGAGGCCCAAGCCAGGAGACUGUCAGAGUGGAUCAGCACCAAUCCAAAGCCACCUGCUGGAGUCUGGGGCCUCCUCGGAUGGACUGCCCCAGCCCUGCCCCUACAGAGUCAGCCCCGGGUCAAGUUCUGCAGAGAGGCAGCAGAAUGACGGCGACACGGGGACAGAGGACACCACGGGCACUGUCAGCAUGUGUGCACCAGAGGGAAGGGGUGGAUACCCCACGCCAGGUGCUCAGGGCAAACAAUACCUCCCCCCUUCACAGCCCUUGGGUCCCUUUUUCCAGCCACAGUUCCUAAGCUACCGGAUUCCCCCAGAGCAUGCAGUGCUGAUGACCCCUGCAUACCUGGAUGGCCGUACCACUUACGGGCAACAGGAGGCAUAUUCUUUCCCUCAAGCCCCCAUGCACAUGGAGCCGAUAUAUCCUGCAAUCCCCAUGUGA